Histoplasma mississippiense is the source of this 918-nucleotide messenger RNA. RefSeq lists its product as hypothetical. Gene Ontology annotation, biological process: glutaminyl-tRNAGln biosynthesis via transamidation; mitochondrial translation. Gene Ontology annotation, molecular function: glutaminyl-tRNA synthase (glutamine-hydrolyzing) activity. NCBI's taxonomy places the organism in Eukaryota, Fungi, Ascomycota, Eurotiomycetes, Onygenales, Ajellomycetaceae. The record is from RefSeq and is a predicted model, not a curated record. Bases 1 to 918 code for a protein of 305 amino acids. The transcript is spliced from 4 exons.
AUGCGGAAGGGCGGCGCACCUCCGCUGGAACAUGAGGAUUGGGAAUUGACUGUGGGCAUUGAAAUACACGCGCAGUUGGAUACGGAUGCGAAGCUAUUUUCAAAACCGUAUGCGAAAAACGGUAGCAUCUGGUUAGGAGCACACGAUGGCAUCGCUAAAGAAGACGGGGAAGGUGUUCAAAUUGGUAUAAAACAGAUACAGAUGGAACAGGAUACGGCCAAAUCGCAGGAACUUCCAUCCUCCACCUACCUCCUCGACUUCAACCGCGUCUCACGUCCUCUUAUUGAAAUUAUCACACUACCGCAGAUCCACUCUGCAACAACCGCCGCGGCUUGCGUUAGGAAAAUCCAGGCGAUACUUCAGUCCGUUGGAGCAGUUACAACAGAACGCGACCGUCAAAUCGCGGUACUCAAAGCAGGUGGCACCAUUCAAGGCGAGACACGAGGCUGGACACUUGGCAGCACCGAAACCCGGAAACUUCGAGGUAAAGAGGGGGAAGUCGACUAUCGUUAUAUGCCGGAUCCCGAUCUGGGCCCAGUGAUAAUCGGAGACGACGUUAUUUCUGACCUCAGAAGGAAUAUUCCAGUACUACCCGACGAGCUCCUGCAGAUGCUUGUUCAAGAUCCAAACGGCUCGGCAAAGUCUCUUCUUGCAAUGGUGUUCGACGGCGACAAGAGAUCUAUUUCUCAGAUUGUAGAGGACAAAAAUCUCCUUUUCCAAAGCCUUUCCCGCCAUGAAUACAUUGCGCUGGCGGAGGAAGUCAUGCGCCAGAACCCGAAGAUGGUCGGCGAAAUUCGCGAGAAAGGGCAACUGGGCAAGAUGGGUUGGUUUGUUGGCCAGAUCAAGCGGAUCGGAGACCCGAACAGAGUGGAGGCGCAAAAGGCAGAGGAGAUUUUACGAGAGCUUAUUCUCAAAUAA